GGAAGUUAGACAGAUGGGGUUUUGGGCUUUGGUUGUUGGACUGGGUUUGGACCGGGUUUAGGAUGACGGCGAGACGAAAGUAAUGGUGUGUUUUUGUUAGCGCUAAACAUGUCAUCCAGGUGUGUGUAACUUGCAGCCGGUUGAGAUCGAGACAGAACCUGGGCGUUUUCAUGUUGUGCGAUUCGUUCCUGGCGUUGUUGUUAUUGCGCGAUCUCCAGCUGGCGCUGUUGCCAGAGACGGCUUGCACUCGUUUUUCCCAGGGUCAUCGGCCGCUGCGCCCUUCUCCUCCACACCGAGACUACGCAAAAUGACAGGAGAGAAGAUCCGCUCCCUCCGCAAGGACCACAAGCCGGGGAAGGACGAGGAUUUGCUCGGUCCGGACGAAGAAGCCGCGACCGGCACCUUCACGUCGUCCAGCAGGACUAACAGCAAAGGCAAGAGCAACAAGAUCUUCAGCAACCACAAGAUCAUCAAAUCCUCGUCGCAGCACAGCCACAGCCACAACAAUCAGCAACAGACUCACAUCAACGCCAACACUAACGGUAUCUCCACCCCGGAAACCAUCGACGAUAAAAACAAAAACCCGAUUAUUCGAAGCGCCGACGAUUUCCCGGUGCACGAGUGCGUCUUCAAAGGAGACGUGCGGCGAUUAUCGUCGCUUAUCCGCACACAGAACAUUGCACAGAAAGAUGUUCACGGAAACACUCCUCUUCAUCUGGCUGUAAUGAUGGGUCAUAAAGAAUGUGCUCAUCUGCUGCUGGCCCACAAUGCACCAGUGAAGGUAAAAAACGCUCAGGGAUGGAGUCCUCUCGCCGAAGCCAUCAGCUACGGAGACCGCCAGAUGAUCACAGCACUGUUGCGGAAGCUGAAGCAGCAGUCCAGAGAAAGCGUAGAGGACAAGAGGCCUCGGCUCCUCAAAGCCCUUAAGGAGCUUGGGGACUUUUAUUUGGAGCUUCACUGGGACUUUCAAAGCUGGGUGCCUUUACUCUCUAGAAUUUUACCCUCUGACGCUUGCAAGAUCUACAAGCAGGGAAUCAACAUCAGGUUGGACACUACUCUCAUCGACUUCACAGACAUGAAAUGCCAGCGAGGAGACCUGAGCUUCAUCUUCAACGGAGACGCCGUUCCCUCUGAGUCUUUCGUGGUGCUGGACAACGAGCAGAAAGUGUACCAGCGGAUACACCACGAGGAAUCGGAGAUGGAGACCGAGGAAGAGGUGGACAUUUUGAUGAGCAGCGACAUUUACUCAGCUACGUUGUCCACCAAAUCCAUCACCUUCUCCCGAGCGCAGAGCGGCUGGCUCUUCCGCGAGGACAAAACCGAACGGGUCGGGAACUUCCUGGCGGAUUUCUACCUGGUCAACGGCCUGGUUCUGGAGUCGAGGAAGCGGAGAGAGCACUUGAGCGAGGAGGAUAUUCUGAGGAACAAGGCUAUCAUGGAGAGCCUCAGCAAAGGAGGCAACCUCAUCGAGCAGAACUUUGAGCCGGUGAGACGCCAGUCCCUGACGGCUCCCACCCCGAACACUAUUUCCUGGGAGGAGUACAUCACAGCUGAGACCGGAAAAGCGCCUCACCUGGGGAGAGAACUCGUCUGCAAAGAGAGCAAGAAGAACUUUAAAGCCACCGUCGCCAUGAGUCAGGACUUUCCUCUCGGCAUCGAGUCGUUAUUAAACGUAUUAGAAGUGAUUGCACCUUUCAAGCACUUUAAUAAACUCAGAGAAUUUGUUCAGAUGAAGCUCCCACCAGGCUUCCCAGUGAAAUUAGACAUCCCGGUGUUUCCCACCAUCACGGCCACCGUCACGUUCCAGGAGUUCCGCUACGACGAAUUCGAGGAGUCCAUUUUCACCAUCCCGAACGACUACAAAGAGGAUCCCAGCCGUUUCCCGGAUCUCUGAUUUCCUUUUUUUUUCUUUUUGUCCUCUCUCUCUCUCUCUCUCUUUAUUUCUCUUUCUGCUUCUCCUCUUCCCUCUCCUCUCCACUGCAUCUCCAUCUCUCUCUCCUUCCUCGGCUCGGACUCUCUCCCCUCUCAACAGGAAGCGACCAUGAUCACGUCACGUCGUUGAGCUCCGAUACGAGGGGCAGAAAGAUGCACACAACCCUCGUGCCGCAUCGGUGGUAAAGGGAUCACGCUGUACUGACAUUGUAGCGACAGACUACGGGAUAUACGAGCCGAAGCGAAUACUUUCUCGAAGCUAAGAAAUGAACCGGGAAGAGGGAUAGAGCACGGCUCGGAGUGCCGACGCUCCAGCUUAGCUCUCUCUCUCUCUUCAACACAUCCGUCGAGACUGCUCCUCCUCCUCCUCAACGCUUCCAUGUUACUCUGGCAGGAAAUGUGGCAUUACAACUUCUGUAUUUAAAUCCGUCACCUUUUCAUUAACCUUUGUUACACGACUGUACGCUCCACCUCCGAAAACAAGAGUGAGGAAAUGACCCGAGUAGGAUUUUUUUGCGUCGUACGAAAUGGUAAUCUAAUCGCUAUGUGCUUUGUACGGUUAAGACGAUUCUCUGUAAAUACCUCUGUUAGGAUUUCGGCCCCAGAGCCAGGAUGUGACGAGCUCUGCACCGACAUGCUUCUGUUACUGAUUCCUCCUCGCUUUUGCGAUUUCGCUCUCCUUUCUUUUUCAUCCACGACCGCACGGGACCACACGAGUUCCACCAAACAGCACAGGUUUUUUCCCGAUCGGAUCAUUUCCUGCGGAUUCGAAUCGAGAAUCAGGCGCCGGUUUGUAAAUGCAGUGUACAGUUUUAAGAUAAACCCGUUCGACAGCGGCACGACUCUCAGCGGACGUCACCACCUUUCUUUCUUUCGUUUUUAUGAUAGAUGGAUGUAGAUAUAUACACCGUUUUAGAUAAGACAUCUAUACUGACAAACCUGUUAUGAUUGUAUUAUGUAAAAAAAAAAAACAAAAAAAACGUUUGGAGGAACAGCCCAUGAGAUAUAAAUGGGAAAUUCCUUAACUGGAUGUUUUAUUUGUUGUGUAGCUGAAGUGGAGAGAGAGGGGGGGGAAGGAAAAAUGGUCAAAUUCACACCAGCAAGCAACUGAAUUUAUUUAUGUAACCCUUUUGUUUUUUAUUUUAAAUCUACACUGGAUUUCUGUUCUGGAUUUGGGCCUUUCAAGGGUCAGAUGUUGUAAAUGCUUCCAAACCACACUACUGGUUAGUGUGGUGAACAGGCGCUUGCUUGACGACUUCUUCUUCUUCUUUCAUUUGUAUUUUAAACUUCACAGCUUCAGGACGUCUCGUUUCGUUUUAUUCCAGUUUGCGCCUUGAACACCAGACCGUUUCCACCCGAACACACGGAUAAACCAGUUGUACAGCAUUGUAUGCCACAGUUUUUCCCCUCACGACGAACUGUAUUUAAUAAAAUGUCCGCAUACCAAAUCGCACUUUUCGCGUAAUUUUUAUUUUCAGAAUGUUAUUAUUUAUAAAUUGCCUUGUUUGUGUCUUUGAGCUUAUAAAACAAACCUUGCAGUGGAAAAAUAAUAAAUAAAUAAAUUUUUAUGCUCCUCAUAUAGUCCUAAUGUACAUUUAGGGUCCGUGUAUUUCUGAAUAAAACUGAAAUGUGGGCGGGGUUUUGUAUGAGCUCGGUUUAUGAUGUCACAAACACGCCUGGAUAUGCAAAUGAGCAAAGGAUUCACUUCUGAAUGCCGCCGGCUAGCUAAUUAAGAUGUGAGUGAUGAGUACAAUUACGAGAUUUACUCGUAAUUACCAGUUAGGAAGUGGGAAGUAGGAUCAUUUUGGUAGCACAUGAAGGCAGCAUUAAUCCCAUGAGCCUUAUAUAUAUCUGACUGGCCACAUGAGAGGAACUGGCUUUUCGUGGUAUCUCAUGUGGAAGAUUUAAAAUGAACCACAGUCCUGAAUCAUACAAUUUAUAGUAUAAUCAAGAGCUAAAGAAGAAAAAACUGAAUUCUCCAGAAUCACUAACACCCUAAAUUUAUUUUAUUACUCUGAAUAUGAAGUCCCUAGUUAGUUCCUGGAGUCUAGAAGAGUUUGGUGACUUCGUGUCUCGGACUCGGACGAAACUCUCGUUACAGAAACCAUUCUCACCACAAAUAAACUCCAGUAAUAAAUCACAAGACUUCAAUUUUUAUUUUCAACUUUCACAACACUGCAAAUAAUAACCGUAAUUUAAACCAUUCGCUAAAGAAAUCUACAAUCUCAGGAUUUUUGGAAAACAAAACAAACACAUGGUUGUGCAAAAACAACAAAACAAAAUGCAUCAAACUAAUCUGACCAGGAGGCUGACCUGUACGAGAUAACCAUUUGAACCAUCUCUACAAUUUCAGUUUACACUUCUGACUGCAUGCUGACGAAUAAUUAUAUCUCUCUCUCUCGCUCCCCCCCCCCCUUCAUCUCUCCCUCUCACUGUCUCUCCCUCCCUUCUUCCCUCUCCCUAUCAUUCCCUGCCUACCUCUCCCUUCAUCCCCCCCCCCCCAUCUCUCUCUUCCUCUCCCACACUUCUUAAUCCUGAAAUGGUAGAAAUGUUUUCCUUGCUCCUAUUGGUUCUGGAAUCGUUUAAAAAAUAAAAACAAAAACAAAUCAAUAUCAAGCCUAUUGACCAGUAAUAUUCACAGUAAAAAUUAGCAGUUAUAAUUUUAAAUUAAAAUCAAAAAUUGAAAAAUAAAAAAGCCAAGUGCAGUGAUAUUUGUUUUGUUUUUUUCCAUAGCAUCCCUGCAAACACAUUCAUUCCCCCAGCUUCCGACAGUAAGAAGAAUCCCACGCAGCACGUCAGAUUUUUCUACAAUGAUUCACGUUUGAAACCUAAAGCGGAUCAGUUUUGUUUAAUGCGAAGCACACAAAUCUCCAAUGAGAGAUUUUUUUUUUUUUUUUACACUGAAUAAAACAUGGGAGGGAAAAAAAAAAAAAAA
Messenger RNA from Hemibagrus wyckioides, 4867 nucleotides. RefSeq names its product ankyrin repeat domain 13C (gene ankrd13c). Gene Ontology annotation, molecular function: protein binding. Bases 308 to 1894 code for a protein of 528 amino acids. Gene Ontology annotation, cellular component: cytoplasm. The transcript is spliced from 13 exons. NCBI's taxonomy places the organism in Eukaryota, Metazoa, Chordata, Actinopteri, Siluriformes, Bagridae. The record is from RefSeq and is a predicted model, not a curated record.